AUGCGCAAUCAUAUCCUCCUCUCGUGGCUUUGCGGCUUCCUGCUGCUGGUCUUGGGUGCAGCGCAGACUGCCUCGUCGACCGCAGAUACGACUCCAACAGACUCGGCGACGGAGACCACGGCGGCCUCGUCAACUGCCGACGCGAGUACGGCAGACUCGACGACGGAGACGACGGCGGCAUCGUCGACAUCGACGUCUGAGCCGGCAGUGACGGCGACGGGCUCGUCUUCGAGCGACACGGUUUCGUCGCCGUCGGGAACCACCUCCACUGAGGGUGGAGGAAGCAGCACUACGAGCUCCGCUGCCUCUUAUGGUUCAAAUCCUCCCGAUGUCUACUUGAACGUUCCCGAACUGCACGUUGGACGGAUCGAGCUCGAUGUCGACAACCUGAGCGUCGAUCUGAACCUCGCCGCGCAGGUAGCCUCCCUGGUCGAAAUCAACGCCGGAGUCCAAGUCAGCAUCACCACGGUCAACAUCACCAUCGCCGACGUCGACGCCGAGCUCGAGCUAGUCGUCCGCCUGGGUAACCUGGUCGACAUUGUGAACCGGACCCUUGACUCGCUCAACCUCAACCCGCUGCUUAUCAACGUGCUCAACGACGUCACGGACGUCAUCGACUCGGUGGUCGGCGCCGUUGACGGGCUGCUUGGGUCGAUCGUGUCGGGAGACUCAACGCUAAAUUUCAUCGUCGACAACUUGGGCAACAUUGUGCAGGAGGUAGAUGGCGCUGCCGGGGACGUCCUGAGCUCCAUCGUCGGCAACUACCAGCAGAACAUGACUUACACGGGCGCUCAGACGAUCUUAGAUGGUGGUUUGAUACAGAAGACGUAUCUGUACAGUGCUCUGAACUCGCUGGUAAACAUUGUUACCAAUUCGGCGGGACAAGUCGUGCAGGCGGUCGUGGUUGGGAGCUCGAGCUCCUCGUCUAGCUCGCCUGCGGCUACGGCGACCACUGCAUCGAGUACAGGCUCAGCGACAAGUGUGACCACGACGGGUUGA
Anthostomella pinea is the source of this 999-nucleotide messenger RNA. Lineage: Eukaryota; Fungi; Ascomycota; Sordariomycetes; Xylariales; Xylariaceae. The record is from the annotation of a GenBank genome assembly.